This is a messenger RNA of Colletotrichum orchidophilum, 2310 nucleotides long. RefSeq lists its product as uncharacterized. The transcript is spliced from 2 exons. The record is from RefSeq and is a predicted model, not a curated record. The annotation marks the transcript as partial. Lineage: Eukaryota; Fungi; Ascomycota; Sordariomycetes; Glomerellales; Glomerellaceae.
CAAUGGGGCCACCUUGGAUUUGUGAAUCGGAUCAAUCACCCCGCAGUGCAACGAGGGAUUCGGGCAUCAACGACACAACUUGUCCAUCGUCUUCAGAAACUCAUACACAUAAGGUACCUCGGUAUGGCAAAUCGGUGCGCCCGCUGCGCAAGUCUCACGAUCGAGGCCCUGAUUGAGCUUGCUCAGAUUCAGUUUGAAGCUCACGAUUUCCCAACACAAGCAUUCUACCAACACCAUGAAUCGUUUGACGUACUGGAAAAGGCCGCACUCGAUGGCUGCGAUUUAUGUCAGCUCUUUCUUGGCUGCUUCAUACGUACGCCCAGUAAUACACCCGAGCCCAUGGAAUGGCCGAACGGUUGGGACAACAGCCUUUACCCGCUCGAGGGGGUCCAGCAGCAAACAAUGUACACAAUCGCUAAGCGCCUACAGUCUUCGGGGAUCAAGCUUUCCAUAAACGCCACGCACUUUUAUGGCAGGCAACCUAUCGAAAAGGUUCAAGUAUUUGAUGAAAUCAUGGUGCAAGUUGGUCCUCCUUUUGCGGAUGAUGAUGAUGGGUACGGCAUUUGGGGCUGUCCAGUCCUCAAAUUGACUUUGAGCGCAUCUGAGGAUAUUGCACCGCGUGUCGCCGGUUUCCGAAUAGGUCGUUAUGAAACUGAUGAAAACCUUGGAUCUCAUCGUAACCAUAUGCUCGCAAGGCAGUGGUUAUCGGACUGUCGUAACUCGCACAACUGCCUCUCGAGCCAGAAACACGAGCUGCCUACUAGAGUAAUUGACGUAGGAGAGACUUUGGACUCUGAAUUUGUCCGCCUGACUCUGACCGAAGGCGCAAAAGACCGCUACGUCGCUCUGAGUCACUGCUGGGGCGGUGCUAUCUCUCCUUCCUUGACGGCUGGGACAUUGGAACCUUUUCAGGAUUCCAUCACCAUCACGACAUUGCCCCCCAACUUUCAAGAUGCCAUCACAAUAACACGCAAUCUGGGUUUUCGUUUCUUGUGGAUAGACUGUCUUUGCAUUCAGCAGGACUCAAAGUCGGACUGGGAGAACGAAUCCAAAAGAAUGGGGUUGGUUUACCGCAACUCAACUAUCACAAUUUCUGCCAUGGUAUCAGCGGGGAGCAAAGAUGGUAUCCUUACAUCAUGCCAGACUCAUUCUCAGAGUAGAGAAAGCGUCACUAUCAAAGUUUCAAAUAGUCAAGACGGCCAUUCGGUUACCAUUCGGCGGAAAGAUCCAAACGAGGAGGACCUCCGUGGUCUCGAAAGAAAUAGUGCUUUGCAGACGCGGAGCUGGACCCUUCAGGAGUACAUGCUGUCGCCGAGACACAUCUUCUACGGCCAAAAUAUGAUUUACUGGAAGUGUCCACAGCACUUCAUUUCACCCGAUGGCCUCCCCCUGGGUAACAAAUCGCCCCAAUUUGCCUAUAAAGAUUUGACGCAGGUUCUUCACUCCAAAGUUCUCGCCUCUUCGCCAAAGGAACCCAUAGACGCAAAUGUUGUUCUGUGUGAAUACUACGAACUUGUCAACGCCUAUAGUCAAAGAAAGCUCACGUACGGUUCCGACAAGUUGCCAGCUUUCUCGGGUAUUGCACAACGUCUGCAUCCAGUCAUCGGGGGGGACUAUCUCGCCGGUCUAUGGACUUCAGAUUUUAGACGCGGGCUCCUGUGGAUCCCCGAAGGAAACUUCUGCCGCCACGAGAUUGAAAACUACCGCGCCCCUUCGUGGUCAUGGGCUGUGACUGACGACCUGGUACUUUUCGAGGAAUCGACGAUACUAGGCCCGGGCCCUUCGAGUGCCCAAUUACUGGAGUUCACUAUUCAGCCAAGAGUUCCCGAUAACCCAUACGGUGAGAUUUUAUGCGCAAAUCUCGUCCUCAAAGCUUUAACCAUGCCGCUGGUUCGCAGUCGCCAGAUUGUCAGCACAUAUCACGACACUGCGGCCAUAGGAAUCGCCAAGUUCGAUGAGCCGGCAGGGGCUGAAGACGCGACCAAGAUGGGAUAUCCAAGCCUCUUCCGAGUCAAAACAGAUGCUAAAGACUACGUAGUGUCGAUCAUCACUCGACCGGGGGACGAGACGGAUUGGGAGCUGGACACGACUCUUUACCGCGAUGAUAGGUACUCGUUAAUGCUGGUUCACACAGAUGAUGUCUCCGAAGAGGAUCCAGACUGUUCAAACUCUGCCGCACUCUGUCUGGUCAUUUGGCAAACCACCGAUCGGUCCGAGGAAACGUAUGAAAGAGUCGGAUUCGCUCGGAUACAGACGCCCAGGUUGUCUUGGCUCAAGACCUGGGAGUGGCAGAUCUUGACGCUGGUUUGA